GCCCCCCAAGCGGGCCGACUCCCCCGAGCCGAGCACCGCCGAAAGCACGAACGUCCCGACGCCGGCGGGGGCGAACGUGCCCGCGCUUCAGCUCCCGUCGCAGGGUGUGACCUCCGCGUCGAGCGCGUCGCCGAGGUCGUCGCCGAGGAAGUCGCCUAGGCGGUCGCCGCCCCUCCUGCUGGCGAGGAGUCGGAAGGUGCCGAUGAAGAGUACGACGAUGAUGAUUUCGACGACGACUUCGAUCAGGACUUACUUCGGUGACGCAGGGGGGAGGGGCCGGGGGGGCGGCCUCCAGGUCCAAGUCGUCGGGCGGCGGCACCAGCCGGUCGAGCAGCAGCUCCAGCGCGGGCUCCCGCGGCUCCGGCGGCGGCGCGGGGCGGCCGAAGGAGCCCCGCAGCGCCGCGGCCGAGCAGCAGCCCGGCGGCGCCGCGGGGCGGUCGGCCUCGUCCUCGCCCUCGUCUGCGGCGGGCUCCUCGAAAGCAGGCUCCAGAGGAGUCUCAAGAGCUUCUGCGCCAUCGGCCGGUGUUGGGGUCAGACCAGCGGCAGACCGACAGGUGAAGGAUGAUGUGUCGCAGAAGGAUCAAGAUUCUUCGGAUGAAGAUGCUGGCGACGCUUCAAAGAGUGGUUCGGCUGCUCGGAGCGCUUCAAAAAGUGGAUCGGGUGUUCGAAGUCCAAGUGCUGGAUCAGAUGCCAGCGGAGCUGACAGAGACGAGGUUCGCAGUGCUCGAGACAGCGACGACGACUGAGGGACAUCUUUGCCCUUGAUGCUUGCACGCGCCCAGUUCCCUUCGUCAACAGCUCGCUUCAUAGUGUGUCAUAUUGACCGCCUUCUGUUGCUUCUUGCCAUGAGCAUGGCGCAUCAUAGCAGGUAGGGUAAUCAGCAAAUCCGCGCCUUCCGUGCGACAGUGAUUAUUUUGCCUCCAGAUGUUUUUGACUGUAGUCCUUCGCAGCGCCCGUCCAACGAUGAGUUUAAUCGCCGAAGCCGAUUCUAAAGUGGCAAGGCCAGCAGGAGCAGAUGCCACACACGUUUUCCCUUGGGCACGCCGUCACGUGCGUGCGCCCGUGUCACUUCAGGUGGUCUGAUCCCUUUCGCUAUGCUUGAAGAGCUUUCUGGGGCACGGCUCUGGUGUGCUGCUGUCCACACCACGGUAAUGACGCCGACUGGAGAUUUUGCCGCGGCGCCGAAUGCGCGCGGCUUUUUUUCGCUUCCCUCUUGUGAACUGAGCUGUCCUUGUUAAUCUGGCUUUUCCACUUGCAAAAA
Molecule: messenger RNA, 1261 nt
Organism: Prorocentrum cordatum
Lineage: Eukaryota; Dinophyceae; Prorocentrales; Prorocentraceae
Source: the annotation of a GenBank genome assembly